GUUUCUCUAGAAGAGCGAACACGUUCUCACGUUAUUUCUAACCCCGUUUUUUUAUUUCUCUUUCUUUCUCUGUCUCUCUCUCCCUCUCUCUCUCUCUUUAUUUCUCUCUCUCUUUCUCUCUCUCUCUUUCUCUCUCUACGUAUCUUCAAGAAAUUGUAAUCGAAAAUAGAAGACAUUUAACCGAUCGUGAUUUUUAUAAUUAAUUGAUCGUCGAUUGUCACAGUUCAUCGAUAAAUCAUUUCAUGAAUUUUGAUUAUUCGAAUUGUGAUUUCUUAUGGAAAAUAAAAAAUGAAGCGCCUCGAACUUCUACGCCCGAACGAUAUUACGUUUGCCGAUUUGGAAAAACAUUAGGUGAAUCAAUUUUUCGUAAUACGUUCGUUCUACACGCUGAAGAAUUGUACGUGCGUUUCUGAUCGAUAAGAUGACGAUCAAGCUGGAUGACUUAUCGAACGACGAUAACGCUCUUAUAUAGGAGGAAAAGAGCGAGGAGAAGAAGAGAAAAAUACAAAAAGAGAUAGAGAGAGAGAGACAGAGAGAAAGAAAGAGAGAGAGAGAGUGUGAGAGAGAGAGAGAGAGAAGAGAAAAAGAAAGAGAGGAGAGAGAAAGAGAGAAACGAACGUAGAAACGGUUCGGCCAAACGAUACGCGGAUUAUCCGGACGUGCGUUUGAUUCCGCCUCGCAGAAGAUACUGCCAGUUCCAAUUUCGUGAUCUGCAGUGGAAGAAGCGGAGAUCGUGCGAUUUAGUUUUAUCGAAUAUCGACGAAAAAUCGAGGACGAGAGUCGGUAACCGGCUUUAUCGUGUGCAGAGUCGAGAAAUUAUCUUUCUUUUUUAAAGUUGACAAAAUAAAAAGAAAAAGAAAAAAGAAAAGAAAAAACAGAACAAUACAUAAAAAUGUUGCUUCCUAACAAAGAGAUCGUUCGCGAUCGAGUAUCGUCUAGUGCAGUGUUUUUUUGAGUGCAUUUAAAAAAAAAAAAGGAAGGGGAAAAGAUAAAAAAUAAAAAAGAAAGAAAAAAAAAUGUAAAAAUGCAAUAAAAGGAUUUGGUGCGAUGUGAUACGAGAGUUCAUGAGAUUUCGAUUUUCGUGAUCGACCUCUCUUUUUCUCUCUCUCUCUCUCUCUUUCUCUCUCUCUCUCUCUCUCUCUCUCUCUCUCUCUUUCUAUCUCUCUCUUUCUCUUUCCUUUUCUCUCAUUUUUAUCAUGAGCAUUCUCUUGUGGCGACUGAGGAGGGCAAGCCAACUGCGAAUGGAGAGUUCCUUUCCCAUUUCUAGGGAGGAUGAGGAUUGGAGCGACUCCGAAAAGACCCCAUCGGUGAGCAGCGGCGUCGAGGGUGGUGGAUCGGCCGUGUCUAGUCCAGUUGGAGCUACAAACGUUGAGGAGGACUCUAGUUUACCACCACCGCCGAGACUGAACGCCUCCUCUUCUUCCUCGAAUAGUAUAAUCUUUAAUUCAGCUGCCGAUGACAUCAAGCAACGAUUUAAUGUGCUUACAGAGAACGCUCGAAAGCGACUCACUAGUCUCACCGAAGAAAUCACGAGAGAAACGCAGAGAGAUCGGCACGGAUUGUCGAGGGUCGUUCGAGAAUCCAGUCCGAAGGAAAUAGACGAAGAAUCGUUGAGCGUAGUGUUAGUCAAAGAUGAAGAAUGUCAACAGAGGCCACCGUCUUCAUCGUCAACUUCAUUAGUAAGAAGAAGAGAAUCAAGCUCCAGGAGAGAUUCCGAAGAUUCCACGAGACGCACGAGUACCACAUCCAGCAUCGUGGACGAAACACCUCCAGAUCCGAAAAAGAUGAAACUCGAAGAAGACGUUGCACCAAGACUGAGACUCAAUGCUAGUCUAGCGACGGAUCCGGCUCUUCGGCCUGCCGCCGUCGCGGCGCUUACCGUCAAGCCUGAAAACGCAUCGCCGCCUAAUCCCGGUCCACCUUUACCUGCUGGCCUGCAGAAUGCGAUUGCAUCGGGUCGUUUGUUCGUCCUGCCAACUGACGGAAAAGAAACGAUCACCGUUGAACCUGCUAGACCAGCUCCCCUGAUCUGUCCACCCUGUGGUAUUCGUUUUAGUUCAGCCAGCACUUUGGAGGCUCAUCGUACCUUCUAUUGCGCCCAUCGACCGCGUCUCGAAGAGGACGCGACCAACGAUGAGGAUGAGGAGAAAUCGAGUAAGUUCGAAGUACGGAAGGCCUACGCUUGUCCGCAUUGUUCGUACAGUGCCGACAAGAAGGUCUCAUUGAAUCGGCACAUGCGAAUGCAUGCGGCAUCUCCGGCACCACCGACGAUCCCAACGGUAACGGCUACGACAGGAACGACGCCAGGAAAUAAUUCGACGACGGCCUCGAAUGGUUCUCUCAACGAGGAAGCCGAGAGAUAUUGUCGCAAUUGUGACAUCAGAUUUAACUCCCUGAAGACUUAUCGGGCUCAUAAAACGCAUUACUGUAGUACCAGGCACGUUGUCAAGGACGGUGCACCUCCGCCACCACCUCCUGCAACAACAGGAACAUCUUCCUCGGCUAAAGCUUCACCACCUACGAGUUCGAGUCCUGGUGAUUCUCCGCCACCACAGCCAUGUUUGGCAUUACCUACCAAUCCGAUUCUCAUUGUGCCGUAUUCCCUCAUACGUGGUGCCAGUGUGCUAGCUGCGCCAGCUCUUCCUGCUCCCGAUACGGCCUGCUUUCUACUGCCAAAUGGAUCCUUGCAACCAAUGAUGAGAGGCUUAGCCAGCACGAAUACCGUCACCGAACCACCAGCCGUCCUUAGAGCAGCCAACAAACCUACCACGCCAGCAUCGCUCGUUAGUUCCUCCACCUCGCCGUCCGUUUCGACACCUCUUGAUCUCAGCGUUAGAAGAUCACCGACAGCACAUCAGGACGAGAAAGAAAAUAGAGUAUCGCCGGCUCCAACUUCACUUCCUCCACCACCAGGUAGCCCGAGAUCGUCUAGAGGUAGUGCCAGUCCACGAGCAAGGUCGAUCGGUACAAAUCAAAGUAGCAGCACCGGAUCUGCACCUCCACCACCUCAAACCGAGCUAGCUCUUAGACUGGCUGAGUUACCACCUCCUCCUGUUCCCGUGCCCGUACCUGGUGUUCUCGUGAAACAUGGUGUCUCCAGAUGCAAAGAGUGCAACAUCGUCUUUUGUCGACACGAAAACUUCGUCGCUCACAAGAAACAUUAUUGCCAAGCAAGGGAAACGACUGUGAGUAAUAGCCCUCCACCGCCUAGCACUCCUUCACCACCACUGGUGCAGUUAAUCUGUGCAGCAUGUGGUAUUAAAUUCGCUUCCAUGGAUAAUCUCGUUGCUCAUCAAGCUUUUUACUGUCCAAAGAGGCCCGAAUCGCAAGAACACCAUUCUCGGUGCACCAAAUGUAAGGCGAUAAUCGAAGCAGGUAGUACGCACACGUGCAGUGGUGGACCGACUAGUGGUUGGCGGUGUCCCGUAUGCGGUGCUGUCAGUCCAACGGCCGGUGCAGCGCAACGUCACAUGGAUGCUCAUCAAGGUGUCAAAGCGUUUAGAUGUACGAUUUGCCGUUACAAAGGGAACACAUUACGUGGCAUGCGGACGCACAUAAGAAUGCACUUUGAGAAACGUGGUACGGAUCUUCAGGAGGAAAAUUACAUAACAUGCGUCCUCGACGAUGAAGCAGUUCUUCCUACUCCUGAACCUGCUCCUGCCACCACACCGGAAGAAAUACCAACGGAAGUACAGAUCAAUGGGAAGAGUGAAGUUCGUAAAAGUCCUCAACCACCAGUUUUGCCACCACCCGCGGCUGUGACCAGUAAAGUGAAGCAAGAACGCGAGGAGAGUCCACCGCCUGAGGAAAGUCUCGAUCCUAACAAAACUGGACCGCGUUAUUGUCGGUCAUGCGACAUAAGUUUCAAUUACUUGAGCACAUUCAUAGCGCACAAAAAGUUCUAUUGUUCGAGUCACGCCGGUGAGGCGAGUAAUAAUAAUAACAACAAUAACAAUUCGAGUAGCCACGCCACGACUCCGCCCAGCGGUAGAACCGAGGCAUCCGUACUUUAGAUUAUUAUAACAUACGACGUGUUGGAUAACAAUGUCCAUCCUCAAAAGACAUUUCAUCUUCGCGUUGUUUUCUCUCGGAUUAAUGAAAAACAUGGAUGCGAACGUGUACGACGAUGGGUCUGUUAAUUGUUGCCAGUUAAUAUAUACAUAUAAUAUGAUAGCGAUUACAGAUUAACCGACUUAGUUGACUACCAUCAUGUGAUUUUUGUCGAUCCAGGGAAUUGUUCGUACUUAUUAUAAGCUGACGAAUCGCAUCAAUAAUGUGUACAUAAGCACUCUCGUAUAUAGAAUUCAAGGAAAAUUACGCGAACGAUAAUAAAGCAGCAAAAGUGUCGCGGGCCGAUCGAUCCUUCUGUCAAAUCGUUUACCGUUGGAUCGAUCAAAUUAUAAGAUAUAAAUCAUAUCGAUCUUAUGGUGACGCUUAACGUAUCAUUCUUCUUGUAUAUAAAAGAAUAAUUGCGGUUAGAUGAGAUGAUCGGUACGCUUAUCUCCUUAACCACGAUCGACGAUCCGAUUAAAGUUGUGCAAUCUCAUGACUAUUCAAUAAUCUCGUAGUAUAUAGUAAUUAUCGACAUACCUAAGGUUAAAUAAAGAUGAUUAAGUGAGUGUAAAAUGUUGUACAGUAGAUACUUAGAGUAUUAUGGAAAGGUAGAAACGAUCUUAAAUAAUGAUACCAAUCUCAAUUUUUGAAUCUAUUAAGUUACGUCGGCGAUAUAGAGUUACAUACAUGUAUAUACAGGAUGGUUAUGAAUAACUGAUGAUUUCAUGUAUCGUUGUUUAUAUGUAUUUCCCUCCUUUUUCUUGGGAGCGUAAAAGUUUAGCAAAAAAAAGUUUGUCUAUCUUCAACGUAAGGAAGAAAAGAAAAAAAAUAAGAAAAACACAUUUACGCGAGUCACAUUCAGUUAUCCUUUGAAAAUUUCCUGUAUAAAUAUGUAGGUAACUAAAAGGGCGCACUCACACUUGUUGGGGUAACUAGUGCAUCGAUGACCGUUCCACGAACGUAAGUGAGUUUGCCAAAAAACAUUAUUAUUUAGGCAAAUAUUUUCUACCGAAUUUUCGUUCUGUCUCAGCACACGAAUUACAUUGCAUUACAUUAUGUUACAUUUUGUUAAUUUAUAAAUUUAUAGUCAAAUUACCAUAGUUUAAAUUCCGAUAAAAAUCGGCGAACUUUUAAUGACACAGUUACAUAAAUACAUACA
Messenger RNA from Vespa mandarinia (Asian giant hornet), 5212 nucleotides. It is a transcript of the gene ush, whose product is annotated as Zinc finger protein ush. Gene Ontology annotation, cellular component: nucleus. Gene Ontology annotation, biological process: positive regulation of transcription by RNA polymerase II; heart development; negative regulation of transcription by RNA polymerase II. Lineage: Eukaryota; Metazoa; Arthropoda; Insecta; Hymenoptera; Vespidae. The record is from RefSeq and is a predicted model, not a curated record. Gene Ontology annotation, molecular function: RNA polymerase II-specific DNA-binding transcription factor binding.